AUGGAGAAAGCAAAGGCAUUGCUCAUUGUCACACUACUCCUUGUGACAUUUCUGGUGGGUUCUAAAGCUGCAGGAAGGGAGCUGAAACCGAAAGAGGAGGUCUAUACCCCUCAAUGGUUCUGGGGAUGGGGAUUUCCUUGGUGGGGGCUCGGACAUGGAUUUGGGUGGGGAUUUCAUCCUUGGCUCGGUGGCUUAAACCAUAGGCUUAAGGACACUCCACAUGGCUAUGGUGGGAAAGGUGACAUUCCUUAUGAUCAUAACAAAGGCAAUGGCAAAGGCGAUGGCGAUGGCAAUGGCGAGAAAGGUGACAUUCCUGAUCAUGGAGGCGAUGGUCAAAAUGGAGAUGGUGGCAAGUAUCCAUAG
Molecule: messenger RNA, 363 nt
Organism: Rosa chinensis
Lineage: Eukaryota; Viridiplantae; Streptophyta; Magnoliopsida; Rosales; Rosaceae
Product: dormancy-associated protein 2-like
Exons: 1
Coding region: 1-363 (120 amino acids)
Source: RefSeq, a predicted model, not a curated record